Cimex lectularius (bed bug) is the source of this 2851-nucleotide messenger RNA. It is a transcript of the gene Eps-15, whose product is annotated as epidermal growth factor receptor substrate 15-like 1. Gene Ontology annotation, biological process: endocytosis; endosomal transport. Gene Ontology annotation, molecular function: calcium ion binding; protein binding. Gene Ontology annotation, cellular component: cytoplasm; plasma membrane. The record is from RefSeq and is a predicted model, not a curated record. The transcript is spliced from 18 exons. NCBI's taxonomy places the organism in Eukaryota, Metazoa, Arthropoda, Insecta, Hemiptera, Cimicidae. The coding region runs from base 80 to 2494 and encodes 804 amino acids.
UAUUGAUCUCGGUUACCAUUGGCGAGGGCGGAUUUCACAUCCAUCCAAUAGAAGAUUGAACAGUCAAGGGAUAGUGAAAAUGGCGGCUUUGCCAUCUCCUUCGCAGGUCGCAGGGAGUCACGCUGGUUUGUACGAAGUAUAUUUUGCCUCUGUUGAAAGACAAGGAACUGUACCAGCUGUAGAAGCUGCAAAAUUUUUAAAGAAAUCAGAAUUGCCAGAUUCACUUUUAAGUACUAUAUGGGAUCUCUCUGAUCCAAACGCCAAGGGUUUUCUUACUAAGUCUGGUUUUUUUACUGCCUUAAAACUAGUCUCAUUGGCACAGUUAGGUCAUGAAGUUUCAAUUGCUAAUUUGAUGAUGGAUGUACCACCACCAAAGUUGGUGGGAAUGGCACCUCCUAGACCUCCAUCUCAGCCGACAAUAAACUCAGUUCCAGCUGCUGUUAAUGACUGGAAAAUGACACCAGCAGAGAGGCUGAAGUAUGAAACACUUUUUAAUUCACUUCAUCCUUUGAAUGGAGUCAUACCUGGAAGCAAAGUAAAAGGCCUUUUAAGUGACUCCAAAUUACCAAUUCGAACUUUAGGAAAAAUUUGGGAUCUUGCUGAUAUGGAUAAAGAUGGUAGUUUAGAUAGACAUGAGUUUACGGUGGCGAUGCAUUUAGUGUACAAAGCUUUAGAAAACUAUACAAUACCAAAUAGCUUACCACCUGAAUUAUUGCCUCCUGAGAAAUUAAACAACUCAGUUCCAGCAAUGGUACCACAGGCAACUCCUAUCGCACCUGUUGUCACUCAAACGCCGAUGGUUAAUGGUGGGUCUACAUGGGUAGUCAGCAGGGAAGAAAAGGCUAAAUAUGACAAUUUAUUUUUUCUCACUGAUGUCGAUAAAGAUGGUUUUGUUUCUGGAAAUGAAAUUAAAGAUGUCUUCCUUAAAUCUGGCAUCCCACAAAGUGUUCUUGCUGAUAUUUGGGGUUUGUGUGAUAUGAAGCAAUCUGGUAAACUGAAUAGUGAGCAGUUUGCACUAGCAAUGUGGCUUAUUAAUAAAAAAUUGAAGGGAAUCGAUCCACCAUCAUCACUUAGCCCUGAUAUGAUACCUCCUUCGAUGAGGCAGACUCCGAGUGAAUCUGUUGUCCCUUCUAAUCCUGAAUUAGAUAUGAUAUCUCAAGAUAUUGAGGAACUUGUGAAAGAACGAUAUAAUUUAGAGAGGGAAAUAAUGAUGAAGGAAUCAGAAAUCAAAAUUAAAUCUGGUGAAGCCGUGUCAUUACAGGGAGAGUUAGAUACGUUGGCAGCAACCCUCAAGCAAUUAGAUAAUCAAAAAGGUGAGGCAGGGAGGAGGUUAAAUGAUUUGAAGAAUCAGGUUGAGAAAUUGAAAAAGGAUGCAGAAGAGCAGGAAGUUCUCGUGAAACAACAAGAGGAAGAACUAACAAGCAAAAAGAAAGAAUUAGAAAAUCUAAAAGCUGAGGAAAUUAGGUUAAGCAAUUUACAAACUGAUCUAAAUUCAAAGUUAGAUUCAUUGUCAGCUCAACUACAAAAGUCACAAUUAACAAUAAGCCAGGCUAAAACAAAAAUGACUGACAUAAUUGAAUUCCAAAAACAGUUAAAAGAGGCGAUAGACGUAUUAGAAAAAGCAUUAGAGACAUCAGAUAUUUCUGUUCCUAAUAGGUAUUUAGAAUUGGAACCUGAUUUUAGGUAUCCUGCUUACACUAGACUGAUUAAUCCAAGCGAGACUGAAGAAAUCAAACCGGUAUCCCAAACUACUGCCAGUUUAACAAAUGGCACUCGGACAGACUCAUUUUCAGAAUCUGCAUUUAAAGACGAUCCAUUCACAUCAAACAACUCCUUCCAAGCCACAUUUCCUGAUCAACCAUCAAAGAUGUCAUUUGGAAAUGAUCCAUUCAGUUCUUUUGGCUCUUCUGUGAUGAGUACAGGUACCAAAAAUGACCCUUUUGAUCCUUUUGGAGGCAGUACUGCUCCACAUUCCACAGUAAAAAAUACGGAGGAUACAAAUCAAGAUGCCUUUGGAUGCGAACCAUUUGCAGCUCCAGCUUUGCCACCAAAGAAUAAACAACCUCCUCCUAGACCAGCUCCACCUAGGCCUUCAGCACCACCAGCACACAUCACAGCAACACCUGGAAACGACUCAUUUGCUGACUUCUCGAAUUUCAAUAACAAGUUUACUAUGAUUAUACAGGAUAACAAUAACUCAGACCUCACGUUGGACUUCAAGGAGGAUCCAUUCAAAGAUUACAGAUAUGAGGUUACUGGGGACCCGUUUGAGAAUGAUAAUCUAUUUGACAUAGCCAAGUGUGACAAUUUUGCGUUUACCAAAAAUGAUCCAUUUGCACCUUCGAAGGAUCAAAAGAACCCCUUAAAUGGGAAAUUCAAAAGCUGUGAAGAACUGCUAAACGAUAAUCAAAUUGCUAACAAUGCUAAUGUAGAUUCCCAUUCCAACCUAGUUAAAGAAACAAAAUGUGAUAGCCUUCCUAGUCUGCUGACAUGAUUUAUAUUUCUUGUUUCUUAUUUAUUCUUUUCUUCAUCCACAUUAGUUUUUUUUUUAUGUUUUUCAGACAUAAUUAUUUAAUUUCAUGGUAAUUCAACUAUGAAGGCACACAUUGUGCUUCCCAACAAUUGAAAAGGUACACAAAUAUAAUAUAAUAUAUAAAUAUGUUUACAUAACGUUUCUAUUGUAUGAAAAGUAAAUGAAAAAAUAAAAGUUGCGCACAGUAUUAAAUUUACAUACACAACUGCACACCGCAUAAUGAGUAUGUAAUGUAAUUGUAUACAAUAUUUAUUAUAUUUAAGACAUUUGGUGUGUUAAUUGCCUUUAAAUAAAAGUUAUUAAAAAAAUAAUAAAAAA